This is a messenger RNA of Helicoverpa armigera (cotton bollworm), 2342 nucleotides long. RefSeq lists its product as uncharacterized. NCBI's taxonomy places the organism in Eukaryota, Metazoa, Arthropoda, Insecta, Lepidoptera, Noctuidae. The transcript has 3 exons. The record is from RefSeq and is a predicted model, not a curated record. Bases 515 to 1810 code for a protein of 431 amino acids.
GAGAUUAAAAUUUCUGAUACCAUACUUUACGGUAACCAUACAAAUUAAUUAAAUCCUGGUCCCUAACUUGACGGUUACCCACAAUUAUAUAAUGUUUAACAGUGUUAUUAUAGAUAUACUGUGAUUAAUCUCUUAAUGAUUGGCCUUUUUUGUGUAUUCCUAUGUGGGUAUGUAAACUAAUGUGACAAGACUUAAUGCACAAACACUGGCUAUUUCCUUUUAAAAAAUAAAUCUAUAAACUUUGACAAAUCCGUCAACAGGUGUGUCACAUAUGCCAGAAAAUGAAUUCCAAAAAAACAUAAAAUCUGUUUUUGCAGUUAAGUAAAUAAUGUAAAACCAUUACAAAGAAAAUAGUUAUACAAAAUAAACCAUAGUUUACACAAUCAAAAUGCUGAUAAAUGGAGUUUAGAACUCAAUCAUGAAAUAAUAAUAAGACAGCUAUGUACUUCUAAAAUUUAUAUUGAAUCUAAUUAUUGUAAGUUACAUAGCUUACAAAAUAAAUCAAGUCAAUAAAAUGUCCUGUGAUGCGAUCCUGUCCUGGAAUUUAUUACUCUUGAGACGGGCAUCUGAUACUUUUUCGAAAAUUAUUCAUUAUUCUGCCUGCAAGCAACAGGUCUCAAGCAAAAAAUAUUUCUGUUCAAAUUGCUGUUCAAAUCUACCAGUAAAAUCUGUAGAAACCGAGCAAAGCUGUAAUCCCACGAGUUUGGGACCAAGACAUAUUUGUGUUACUUGCGACAUACCAAGAGCACUUGUACCUGUGGAUACUUCGAGGAAAGAUCCAUCUGAUAUCAACUUACAGAGGAACUUGCUUUAUAAGAUCGUAAACAUGAAGAAAAUGUUCAGCUUAUAUUGGUCAGCUGCAAUAAGGAAAGUCACCAUGUGUACCAAAGUUCCCCCUGAACAUACUCAGAUAGGUGUCAACAAAUUCGAUGGGAUUGAUAUGACACCCGUCCGACCCAAAAGGAAAGAAAAUCCAUCACCACUAGAGAUACCUGAACCCAGUGUGCCGGGGGAGAAUUUACCAGGGUUUCCCAUCCCUGGGAUCCCAGAUGUGGCCAUUCCCAUAGUGCCAGAGCUUCCAGUGCCCGAUAUGCCAGAGAUCCCGGCACCAACGCCCCAGGUACCUGGUAAACCGAAGCCGAAACUGAAGCCUUUACCAGGACACCCGGUACCUACAUUACAAGACACCCUCAGAGAAAGGUGGCCCUUACCAUUUAUACGUGACUUGAUAAGACAAAGAUUCCCUAUACCUGCUUUUCAAGAUUCCCCUGUAACAUUAAUAUCUCCAUUCAUACAGAGUCCAUUAGAACGAAAUAAAAUAGUACAGAAUAUUAUGAGAUCCAACAUCCGGUAUUUAUCUACUCCCAAUCAGAACAGCAAUGGGAAACUUGAAAUUUCUAAAGGAUUAAUUAUACCGCCAAUGGUUCAGGAUUUGUUGAAAAGAGAUAAGAUUUAUGUACCAAAAGACGAAAUAAUUUGCACACUUACAAAAUUAUCUCCUGCCGAAAUCCAAGCAACAUAUGAUUUGAUAAAAAGGCACAAACAGAAAGUGAAGGACACUCAAGAGAUACCGAAUGAUUUUAUAUUUGGGAUGACGUAUGAACAAUUUCAACAAUUAUUAACUUUCGUAGCAAUAUCAAAGAAACAAGAAAAUCCGUCACAACUAUUAGGCAAUAAGUUAUACAUACCAAGUCAGCUGUUUAUAAACAACGCUAAGUUUUUGGUUCCAGUAAAAAAACAAGAAUAUUUUAAAGGUAUCUUUACAGGCCAAAUUCAGGUAAAAGAUCGAAAAUAUUUCAAACGUUUUUAAUAACAGUUGAUUUGGUUUGUUAGACGUCAUUGGAUAUCGGAACAACCCGUGAUUAUACAAUUACAAGGGCCAAUUUUACCGACAGUCGUUUAUUGAAAAUCGGUAGUUUAAACCUUGAAAUUAUGAAGUUGAAAAUUUCGUGAAAACUAAAAUUCUGCAAAAACGUGUUUAUCUUGUUGGUAAAAAUGGUCCUUAAUAUGUAAUGUUUCAAAUAACAAGUUUCCAAAGUUUUAAAUUGUAAGUUGCAAUAAAAGUUUUGAAUCUAAUAAGAGUUCAUUAUUUGUGACACAUUAAUAUGUCGGUUAUAAAAAAAGCUAUUCUUUUACAUCCUAGAGAUGAUGAUUCCAAUGGAAUUUCAUCACUUUAACAGAUAUCCAAAAGGACUCCAUUCAGAAAUUGCCAGCGAACUCGCUUGAAGCGCGAACCACAGUACUAUUUGCCUGACGAAAUAAGUGUGAUGUUACAAGUACAUUUGGGUUAUAUUAUGAUACCCAAUCGAGAUAAAUCAUUAUAACUCUGUAAACAUAUUCUA